AUGUCGAAGCCACAGAGCACCAACGGCAGCGAGUCUGAGUUUGAGUUCGUCGAGACUCCCAGAGCUCCCACGCCGACCUUCGAGAAGGCUGAGGAUUGCGGAGUGCGCACCACGUCGCUCCCGACCAUCAAGAAUGCCCCGUUACCGGCCGAGGGCUCCGGCACGGAGAGCUUCUCCAACCUCCUCCUCUUCUCCAUCCUCGGCGGUGUGCCGCUCUACAUGUCAUGGAAGGUCGGCGGUGGCUUGAAGACGACGCUCUUCUUUGCUCUCUUCACCACCCUCCCCCUGCUCGGCGCUUUCUGGUUGAUUGCGUCGAGCAUGUCGCCUCGUAAGAACGAGAAGGCCAGGCUUCCCGGCCGCGGCGUUGAGCACUACCUCACCUUCAAGAAUCCCGCCGACAAGGCCAAGUACCAGGGCCGCAACAAGAUUCCUAUGGAGACCUUCCACGAGAUGUACUUUGACGGCGAUGUUGACUUCAACGGCGAUGCCCUUGAGGUUCUCGAAUACCGCCACGACUGGGCCAACUUCCGUUUCACUCUGGGCCUGAUCAAGUACUUCCUUACCGGCAUGAUGCCCGAGGUUAUCAUGCACACCCGGUCCCAGGAUGAGGAGCAGGUUCGUGGCCACUACGACCGCGGUGACGACUUUUAUGCCUGGUUCCUUGGCCCGCGUAUGAUCUAUACCUCAGGAAUUAUCGGUGACAUAACCCGGGAGGAGACUCUGGAGGAGCUCCAGGACAACAAGCUCGCUGGCGUUUGCGAGAAGAUUGCCCUCAAGGAAGGCGAGACGAUGCUUGAUAUCGGCUGUGGCUGGGGCACUCUCGCCCGCUUUGCCAGCGUCAACUAUGGUGCCAAGGUUACCGGUGUCACUCUGGGCCGCAACCAGACUGCCUGGGGCAACGGUGCCAUGCGCAAGGUUGGAGUCCCCGAGGACCAGAGCAAGAUUCUGUGCAUGGACUACCGCGACAUUCCUGUGCCCGAGGGUGGCUACAAGAAGAUCACCUGCCUCGAGAUGGCCGAGCACGUCGGUGUCCGCCACUUCCACGGUUUCUGCAAGCAGGUCUAUGACAUGAUGGAUGAUGAUGGUGUCUUCUUCCUCCAGAUCGCCGGUCUGCGCAAGGCCUGGCAGUACGAGGAUUUGACCUGGGGUCUCUUCAUGAACAAGUAUGUUUUCCCCGGCGCUGACGCUUCGACUCCUCUCGGCUGGUUCGUCGAUAAGCUGGAGGGCGCUGGAUUCGAGGUCAAGGGCAUUGAUACUGUUGGCGUGCACUACUCGGCCACUCUCUGGCGUUGGUACCGGAACUGGAUGGCCAACAAGGACAAGGUCGAGGCUAAGUACGGCAAGAGAUGGUUCCGCAUCUGGGAGUACUUCCUUGCCUACUCGACCAUCAUCUCCCGCCAGGGCAGUGCCACUUGCUACCAGAUUGUUCUCCACAAGAACAUCAACGCGUUCCACCGUGUCGAGGGUAUCCCGACGCAGUACGGUCUCAGCGGCUCCACUGGUGCCACCAAGGCUGAUCUGAAGGCUUGGGCUGAGGCCAACGCUGCUGACUUCCCCAGCGUUCCCGUUCAGUAA
Molecule: messenger RNA, 1575 nt
Organism: Chaetomium globosum CBS 148.51
Lineage: Eukaryota; Fungi; Ascomycota; Sordariomycetes; Sordariales; Chaetomiaceae
Exons: 4
Coding region: 1-1575 (524 amino acids)
Biological process (GO): cellular response to biotic stimulus
Source: RefSeq, a predicted model, not a curated record